GCCGCCUGCCACUCGCUCGGACUCACAGCGACAGGGAGAUGGCCAGGAGAAAGAGGCGUCGCCGCAGCCGCUCACUCUACCCGAAGCGCCGGCAUACAGCAGGGCCAGGCCCCACCGCCAAAGUCCCCCCAGCUCCGGUUCCGAAGCGCCGCUGGCCCCAGCCGAGCCGCCUCAUCUGCGCCGGCUCCAGGAUUGGGGGAGGCGGCGCCAAUAUCCGGCCUCGGCCGCCAUCUUCCCUCCGUCCCUCCGCCCCCCGCAGGCCGGCCCCGUCGAUGACCUCAGAGCGUCGGGGGUGGACGCGGACGGCGGCAGGUGCUGAGAGGACCAAGCGCCGAGCUCGCGGAGGGGCGGGGCCGUGGGCGAAGCCGGUGGGUGGGGCCUCGGCCGGAAGGGGCGUGCCCGGAGCGCCGUGGAGGUGGGAAGCUGCGCCGCUGGCUGGGAAGAGCCAUUCCGGCCGCAGGCGGGGCGUCUGCGGGGAGAUAGGCUCGCUAAGGCCGGAAAGGAGUAAGGACUUGGCUGCGGUAGGCUCCACACCCGGCGUGGAGCCCAAAGCCCGCUGGAACUCACCGGCGAUCAAGACCUGAUCCCAGUUGAAGAGUUGGCCGGUCAACCCACUAAGCCACGCAGGCACCCUUGUGCUAAACAUUUUAAAGGCAUCUCAUGGAUUAAAGUAGUUUUUCCGACUUAAAGUUUACUGCACGCUGGCUUGGAAGCAGGGGAUAGAAAAUCGCUCCUCUUACCUUUGUUAAUUGAUUCGUAAUCUGCUCUUUGCAUCGUUUUCAUGGGAAAAACUUUUUCAUGGUGUGUCUUGACUUUAAAAACCGUAUUUUAAGAGAACUUAAUAAACUUAAUAAGUAAACAUUAAAAGAACUAAAAUUUAAUAAACAAAAAUAGACAUACUGAUAUGAAUGCUGAGCGUUGUAUGAAUGUAAAAAAUCUGCCUUCAGUGGCACCUGUUUAUAAUGUGUACUGCUAACAGCAAAACAAACCAAAAACCACUUAAAUGUUUAUCACAUUCAUUAUUUUUCAGAUGUCAGCUGUGAAUGAUUUGGCUUAUGUUUGCAGCUUUCCUCUAAUUGCCUCCUCCACCUUUAGCUAAUAAUGAUCCAGUCCUAUUACACCUGGGUGUGGACUAAAAUGCCAUGGGUUACUUCUACCAUUUAGCCUCUCUGUGCUGUAUCUUCCUUGCCUAGAAUAUUCUACCUGCCAAAUCUGAUUCCUUUUCUUAAAACCGAUGCUUGCAUAUCUAGGAAAACUUUUCCUGACAAUUGCGCAGGAUUUAGCUGUUCUGUAUACUCUAGCAUUACUUGAUCAAUAGUUUUCAACAGGUGUUUGUAUUUUUAAAUUUUUUUGCUUUUUUAUUUUUGUUUAC
Ailuropoda melanoleuca (giant panda) is the source of this 1372-nucleotide messenger RNA. Its product is annotated as transcription initiation factor TFIID subunit 4-like. NCBI's taxonomy places the organism in Eukaryota, Metazoa, Chordata, Mammalia, Carnivora, Ursidae. The coding region runs from base 39 to 584 and encodes 181 amino acids. The record is from RefSeq and is a predicted model, not a curated record. The transcript is spliced from 2 exons.